AUGAACACCCUGAAAGCAGUACCAGAUGACGGGGAAUCUUACCGUGAAGGUCCUUUGGAUGAAACGUUUGGCCAACACCCUGUUUUCCCCACUGGUCUUACCCAAGAAAGCUCUUUAGAUAAAUAUACUACCUUACAAGUGCAGCAAUACCUCCACCAAGUAAGACAAGAAGCCGUUAGUGACAGUUGUAUUCACUACGUCAAAAGGGACAAUACCACUCCGGAGAAACAUCCAGAAGAUGAAUCUCCAACAUACAUCAACCCCGACUGGUCUCAGUCAGUGAUGAAAAGCUUUCUACAACUAAAAGAAUCAAUAAAACAUGCCGACUUUACCCAAUCUUCAGACUUCCCUCCUGUUCCUCAGUCAGCAGCCAAUUGGAGGUCUUUCGUGUUUCAAAACGACCCUCCUCCAAUCGAGUACUUCUAUGUAAUGCUUGAUCAUCCAACAAUCAUCAAGUUGGUAGUAUAUUUCACUAAAUGGAUCAGUAUCAACUCCCCCGAAACCCUUUCUAAAUGGAUAUUUUCGGUAUUUCUAAGACUUGACAAUCCGCUUGAGUACACAGAAUCAUCCAUAAUAAGGGACCUUGGUAAAAAAGCUCGAAAGCUCUCUGAUAAAGUAAGAUCUCGAAAUAACGAUAACGAUCAUGAUAGUGAUGAUAACAUUGGCGAUGCAAACGAUAAUUUCUCAGCACCCCCAGUAGCUUUAUAUACCAUUGAGUUGAUUCUCGUUGUGAUCGGCGAAUACUAUGGCCAAAAAGACCUUCUUUUCCUAUAG
Messenger RNA from Hyphopichia burtonii NRRL Y-1933, 774 nucleotides. RefSeq lists its product as uncharacterized. Lineage: Eukaryota; Fungi; Ascomycota; Pichiomycetes; Serinales; Debaryomycetaceae. Gene Ontology annotation, biological process: spliceosomal snRNP assembly. The transcript has a single exon. Bases 1 to 774 code for a protein of 257 amino acids. The record is from RefSeq and is a predicted model, not a curated record.